Messenger RNA from Knipowitschia caucasica, 1005 nucleotides. The record is from the annotation of a GenBank genome assembly. Lineage: Eukaryota; Metazoa; Chordata; Actinopteri; Gobiiformes; Gobiidae.
AUGGCUGUGAGUGAAGGUCUACUGCUGCUGCUGCUGCUGUCCCCUCGGCUCGCCGCUGAGGUGGUGAGAGAAGGAGCAGAGGUGACAUUACAUUGUCCAGGAGACCGACUGCCACAGUCACAGUGCAGCGAGACCAGCUGGGUAUUCAGUCAUGGUCCAAUUGAAGAACUCUUCACACAGGAACAGUCCGGCUCUGGAGUGUCCCCAGCUCCGUCCAGUCGUCUGAGUCUCACUGAGGACUGUGGGCUGAACAUUAAACAUGCUCUCCCUGAAGAUGGUGGAGAAUAUUACUGUUCUUUGGACUACACUGAUUAUACUUCUGGCAUGUCUCUGUCUGUGGUCAAAUUAAAAGAGACAGGAGAACCAACUCCACAAGUGACCCCCUCUGGAGGAGCCUCAAGCUCUGGUCUCAUGGUGCGGUAUGUUGUGGUCUGUGUUCUGCUGACCGCUCUGCUGCUCAGUGUGACCAUCAUCGCUGUCCACAAAUCCGGACGAAGAGUUCAGAACACCGAGAUUGAGGAGGCUGCUCUCCAUCUGUCUGUCGGUCCCUCUCUGACCCGAGCCGCUGAAAGCCUUCGGUGCUUCCCUCCCGUCGUUUCCAAACUCUAUAUUUCUGCCUCUCUCUCCUCUCCUCCCUCCCCCUCCUCCCCCUCCUCCCCCUCCUCUGACUUUGCCCUCAGCCGUCUUGGCGUCCCAACUGUAGAGUCCAGCAUAAACAACAGAGGCAUCGACGUCAUCCAGUCAUAUGGCUCCCAGUCCUUUCGGGUUGAUUGCCGCCAGCCAUUGUCGUCCUCUGUCUUCAUCACGAGCAGUGAAAUGGGUUGUUUUGGUCAACUCUCCAAAGGCUCGCAGUUGACUCCAGAUGUUGAGUUUGACAGAAAUGUAAUUCUACAACAAUUUGGCGUCAACGAACAGUCCCAUCGUCUGGAGGGGCUUCGCCGCGGACCCGGCCCAGGAAGGGUGGCCUCCCCAGCCUCUGGCAUGGUCUUCUCCUCGCGUGUUUGA